AUGACGAACUCGGACAAAGACUUGUCGGGCAAGGACGAAGAGGUCCGACAACAAAAUGACAGUAGUAGCAUCAAUGCUGCGGAGAUCGCGGUUGACCCUCAGGAACGGGCGGUAUUGUCCAAGUUCGACAAGUUUGUAAUGCCGCAGAUGGCGCUUCUGUGCCUCUUCGCCUAUCUUGACCGAACAAACAUUGGAAAUGCUCGCGUAUUUGGUUUGGAAGAAGACACCGGUAUGAAAGGCACCGACUUCAACGACAUCUCAAUGUACUUCUACAUCUCCUACGUAAUCUUCGAGACGCCUUGGGUCAUGGCCGUCAAGAGGCUGGGUCCGGGUCGCGUUCUUGCCGUCGCGAUCACCAGCUGGAGCGCCAUCACCAUCGGUACCGGUUUCAUCAACAGCUACGGCGAAGCAAUUGCCUUGCGAGUCCUCCUUGGCUUCUUCGAAGCCGGCCUCUUCCCAGCCCUGAUCUACGUCAUCUCGGAAAUUUACCCUCCCGCGUCGCAGGGUAAGCGCGUGGCCGUACUGUACAUCACCAUCGCGCUGUCUGGUGCGCUGGGCGGGUUGUUCGCGUACGGUGUGCAGAGUAUGGGAAAACGCCACGGAUUGUCUGCCUGGAGGUGGUUGUUCAUUGUAGAGGGUGUGAUUUCGCUGGUCAUAGGUGUCCUUUGCUGGAUCACUUUGCCGAAAUCACCAGAGACAGCCUGGUUUCUCAAGGAAGAGGAGAAAGCUGUCAUGGUGCGCAUCAAGGAGCGAGGGCAGCCAUUCAAGGAGAAGAGCUCGUUUUCUUUGCCGCAGCUUGUCAUGGCCAUUACCGACCCCUUCGUCUACCUCGCUUCUGUGGCACUAUUCUGCUCCUCAAUCGCCCUCUUCGGUUUCGGCACGUUUCUUCCUACUCUGCUCAAGGGACUCGGGUACACUUCUCUUCAGGCGAACUACUUGAGUAUCCCCGUUUAUAUUCUGGCAUCCAUCUCAACCGCAAUCACAACCUUCGUUUCUGACAGAAUGAACCGCCGCGCAGUCUGUCUCAUACACUCGCCCCUGUUGGUCAUCUGUGGGUAUGCCAUCGCGGUUGGCACCGGCAAUAAAGGCGCUGGGUUCUUUGCCAUGUUUCUUGUGGGCGCCGGUGUUUACUCUUUCAACACUGUCCUCGUCACCUGGGUUUCGAACAACAUUCAACCUGACUACAAGCGCUCUGUUGCAAUCGCCAUGCUCAUCUCUCUUGCAAACGCUUCUGGAAUGGCCGCGUCCCAGAUUUACCCGUCAUACGACGCCCCAAGAUACAUCAUGGGCAAUGCCGUUUCUCUGGGAGGAGAGGUUAUUGCACUGAUUUGCGUAGGUUUGAUUUACAUGCUUCUGAAAUGGCGCAUGCGCCGGAAGGAGCGUCUGCUGGCCGAGGGCAAGGAGAGCAACGGUAAGGAUGGCGACCAAGCAUUGACCUUCCAGUAUGUGUUUUGA
Molecule: messenger RNA, 1455 nt
Organism: Colletotrichum graminicola M1.001
Lineage: Eukaryota; Fungi; Ascomycota; Sordariomycetes; Glomerellales; Glomerellaceae
Product: major facilitator superfamily transporter
Exons: 4
Coding region: 1-1455 (484 amino acids)
Biological process (GO): transmembrane transport
Cellular component (GO): membrane
Molecular function (GO): transmembrane transporter activity
Source: RefSeq, a predicted model, not a curated record